This is a messenger RNA of Cryptococcus amylolentus CBS 6039, 1416 nucleotides long. RefSeq lists its product as hypothetical. The coding region runs from base 1 to 1416 and encodes 471 amino acids. Gene Ontology annotation, cellular component: nucleus; elongin complex. Lineage: Eukaryota; Fungi; Basidiomycota; Tremellomycetes; Tremellales; Cryptococcaceae. Gene Ontology annotation, biological process: transcription elongation by RNA polymerase II. The transcript has 5 exons. The record is from RefSeq and is a predicted model, not a curated record.
AUGGCGGCAAACCACCUCGAGUACGAGGAAGAAGAUGAAGACCUGUUUGGCGACACCGACCUUCUAGGCUUCAGCAGCGUCAACCCCUCAGCGCCGAUCAGCCUCGCCCCUCCAGCUGUGGCCGGCCCGAGUUCCAGUCCGCUUUCCCCCAACCGGCCAAUACGACAGCAGGAGAAACCUAGAGAGCAGCUUUACCCGCAUAUCGUUUCAGGCGCGAGGCCUACAAGAACCAAUGAAGAUGAGAGGCUGGCAGAGUUGCGGGACAGGAAGAGGGCUGGAAGGGAGCAGGCUCCGCGGAAAGGUGUCAAGAGUUUGAGAUUGAUAUCUAUGAAUGUCAUUCAACAAUAUUCAUCGGGGAUCUGGGAUAUCGGAGAUAUGGAGUACUCUGUCUUGAGACCUUUCCUUGACGAACUUGGCGCGGAGCAGCUCGCAGAGAUAGAGCGUAACUCUCCUCACAUCAAGAAAGAUACCGAUUGGCUCUGGGAGUGUCUGCUGCUCCAAGAUUAUCGUCUCUUCCAUGAGCGAUGUAGGAUCACCCGCGAGGGCGAAGUGCGGACAAGCGGAUGGAGGAAGAUGUACAAGAGAGCCAAAGAGGACGCCCUCGAGCGUCAGUCUCAAGCCGCGGACCGUGUUGCAGCCCGAUAUAAACAACUAGAACAGGAGAAAAAGUCCAAAAGCAUUGUCGUUCUGGAUAAGGUGAUGCCAGGGAAGAAGCCAACGAGAAGCAGGGGGAGAGGCGGUAGCAGCGUUGGAUCGACUUCAUCAAGACCGUCUGCUGCUGCCACUUCUAUCGCCAAAGCCCGCGCAGAAGCCCAACGAGCCCGAAUCGCCCUCACCCACGCCUCUGGACGCUACGUCCCCCCCACUCAAACCCUGACGCAAGCUCAACGGGUAUCCCAGAGCCAGCUGUUUAAGAACCCAUAUAUGUCUGGGAGACCUACGCUUGGUGGGAGCGAGAAACAGGCUCAGCCGGCGACUGUUAGGAUACCUGCGCCGAGGAGGGUUGCCAAGAGCGCUGCGGUUGCUUCUCGUCCUCGAGAUGUUAUCGCAUCUCCCCCUUCCUCCCCCAUUCCCGGCUCAUUCCCCUCGUCUCAGUAUCCCCAAGUCCGCGCCUCUCUCCCCUCCCAUCUCUCCUCCCAACCAUCUCCCGCGUCUCCCCAAAGCCCUGAACGCUUCCGCAUAGAUUCAAAAACUCUCGGCACGAAAAAGACAUUCAAAGAGAUCAAGAAACCAGAAGUACGGAGCUUCCAGCCGCCGGUGUUGGAGAAGCAGAAGCCGAAGCAAAAGACGGAUUUCUUCGGUGGUGCGGCUUCGUCGGCGGAUGGAGGUGGGAUAUUUAGAGUGAAGAAAAGAAAGCCUGGGGUCGUCGGAGGUGCUUCUGGACCACCGGCGAAAAGGCCAGCACCGGGGAAGUGA